CCGGGGUGGGGGGGGUUUCAGGAUUCACUUCGCCGCCAACAGUCGCCUAUUCUCGGGUGGGACAGCUGUCCUCUCCGGGUACACACAUCAGACCAGCAUGUCUCUAUCGGGGCGUCCCAACACGGUCCGGCUGCUGUUCCUCGGAGCAGCGGGGGUCGGUAAGAGCGCGCUCAUCCGCCGCUUCCUCCACGACCACUUCGAGCACAAGUACACGCGCACAGUCGAGGAGCUUCACGUGCUGGUGUACGACACCGCCGGGUCCGGGAAGAUGCGUCUGGAGAUCUUGGACACGAGCGGCAGCUACUCCUUCCCGGCGAUGCGGGAGCUCAGCAUCCGACACAGUGACGCGUUCGCGCUCGUGUACGCGGUGGACGACCCCGGGUCCCUCGAGGAGGUGCGGCGGCUCCGCGACGAGAUUCUGGAACUACGGGGCAACAAGAGCGCGCCCAUCACCGUGGUCGGCAGCAAGGCGGACCUGAGGGACACAGAGGGUCGCGUGCUGCUGGCGGCUGACGUCAUGGCCACAGUGGAGGACGAUUGGGACGCCAACUUCGUGGAGGCGUCCGCGCGCACCGGGGGGAACGCGGUCGGGGUGUUCCGCGCGCUGCUGCAACAGGUGAACCCGCCGCGCCUGCUGAGCGCUGAUGCGGUGUGGAGGCGCAGAGACACGGUGCCCAGACCAGCAGUGAAGAAGAGACCACCACUGAAGAAGAACAACAGCUGUGCCCUGUCGUAGGGGACAUUUGCUCUGGUUUCUCUGCAGCUGGACUGCUCGUGCUCAGGUGUUGCUGGUCAUCACAGUACUCAACCUGGUUUAGUCAGAAAUAGUUGAAUGGGAGCUGUGAUAUGGGAUACACUUUAUUUAAAGAUUCACAUUUUCGUGUCUCUACAUUUUCUUUUUAUCUUUUGUGAAUAAAAUAUUUGUUGUGAUUUUUGUCUGCUGCCUGCUUUCAUAUUUUCAAUCAAAUGCACUCCAGUCAGCACUGAGAUGACUUGAUCUAAUGAAAGUGUGUAUAAAGUAAUUUUAUCGUUGUAAAAGUAUGCCUCAGUGUAAAAAUACUCCCAAGUAAAAGAACAACAUCAACAAGUUGACCUAUGUUGCAAAGUAUACUGCCAAAGUAAAAUUAAAAGUGCUUGUGGUGCAUAACAACCCUUGUCAAAGAGAUUUGGAUCUUAUGGAACAUUAGCAUGAUAGGUAUAGCUUUUUAUAUUGUGGUUGAAAUAAAGCUAAUUUGAGCUUCUUGAUACAGCCUUGCAGCAUCUUUGUCAAAUAUAAAACCUGGAUCUUCAAAUCUAAAUGUAAUGAGAAUAAUACAAUAUUUGCCUUUGAGAUGUAAAAGCAUUAAGUUGUCUAACACAAAUAUUCAAGUAGCCUAAAGUACAGUAGGCCUAUACUUCAAAUUGUACUUGAGUAGGCUGCAAUACUUCAUGUGCCUUCCACCACUGAAGUCCGGAGCUUAGUGAUGUUGUCCCCUUUGAAAAAUGUGAAAUAAAUUAUUAUU
Messenger RNA from Anarrhichthys ocellatus (wolf-eel), 1502 nucleotides. RefSeq names its product GTP-binding protein Rhes-like. Lineage: Eukaryota; Metazoa; Chordata; Actinopteri; Perciformes; Anarhichadidae. Gene Ontology annotation, molecular function: GTPase activity; GTP binding. The transcript has a single exon. Bases 98 to 736 code for a protein of 212 amino acids. The record is from RefSeq and is a predicted model, not a curated record.